UAUAUAUCGAUGUUUGGGUUAUUGAAUAAAUAUGGGGUUGAUUAUAAUUAUAAAUAUGAUAAGCUCUGUAUUAUUUUCUGGUUUGGAAAAAGGUUUCGGUAUCAAUGUAGUUCGCAACGCGUUGGCUGACGUUUUGAAAGACGGCGAUGUCUCGUUUGAGAAAUGGCGCAAAAAACUUAUCUGCGAACUUCACGAUGUCAAUACGAAAAUCGAUGCACUUGUGCGAAAAGACUUACUGGUAAGUCGUUCUUCUCUGAAAAUGGGUAUUGGCGCACUCGUAAGAAAACUUGAAAAAGCAAACGGUCACCAUGAUAUUGAAAAUAAAACAACAACAGCGACUCAAACAAAGCAAAUCAAGUCUGGAGAACUGAACGUGGCCAUCGCACUCUCAACCGACAUUGAGAGAUUAAAAGAUACAUUUGAAAAUUCUCCAUUUGCUUCUGCGGAGAAGCAUUUCAGACACGCAGGCAAGAAAGCAGCAGAAGCAUUCUGGAACGAAGCCUUGGAUUUGCCGAAUAGAAUUGUAGCAGCAAAAAUACGUGUCGUCUCAAAGAUUUUAGAGUGUCUUCAAGACACAGACGAAGCCGUCGUUGGUUGCAUGUUGUUCUUAGAAGAGCUUCAUAAUCUGCCAGCAAUCAAAGAAACAUUUUCCACAUAUUUUCAAGGCGGGAUAAAAUCCUGGUUCUACAACGAUUAUCGAUUAGAGAUCAUCAAACCUGUAAUCCGUUUGAACUUUGCUGUAUUAGAAUUUGUUGCGAAGUUUUCUGGUGAGAUGACGUCAGAGACGUCAGAGACUGGCCCGUAAUACACCUGUCUACCAGUGGCGAAACGAUUCAUCCGCUACUUCUUGAACGUGAUGAUGCCGAUGAAAUUUUUGAUGGGGAAGAUUUUCGACCGCCAGAACCUCGAGUCGUUAUUAAGGAAUGGUUUGGCGGUAUAAAGCAAAAGACAGCUUACUAGCUUCAUCUAUAACAAGCUUGUUGAUAUUAUAAACAGAUUAAGGGAUGUUUUGUCAACUGCGACAAGCUAACCUGUAUGUAAAGGUGUUAGCUAUAGAACGUUAACAACAACACUCUAAAAACACUCUGGUUAAAUUCAACCAGGAACUGGAUCAAUAAACUACCUAGCACAUUCCUGGUUAAAUUAACUGAUUUCCUGGUUAAAAAUUAUUGAUUCAACAAAAAUCUGGGCAUACUUCUUUGGACUUUUAACCAGGAAAAUGGUUUAAUUUUUUUAACCAGGAUUGUGUAGGUGGAUUUUUAACCCCAUCCUGGUUGAAUUAACCCAAAUUUAACCAGAGUGUUUUUAGAGUGAAGCAGCUUUUAUUGCUCCUUUAAAUUAAAACUUGAACAACUUACAUGACUUACAUAAAUAUAAAAGAUAUAUAAUACGAAUGUGGUUUGGUUCACGUAUACUUUACAAGUUGGUGAAAUGUCUGCCAAAACCCGACAUGGUUGAGCCGUUCUGUGCAUCUUGCUUGCGCAGCGAUUUCAUCUAUAGGGUAGCACAAUGUAAUAUUAUUUAUUAAGAAUUCAGCUUUUUUGGUCGUCGUCAAAUAAUUUACUUCAGUUGACAUCAAGAUUGACAUAUAUUUCUGCAUAAACUGUACAUGGAAUUUAGAAAUCUUGUAAUCUUUUAAUCUUGUAAAAUUUUAUUUGACAAAUUUCAUUUGAUCAAAAGCUAGCAUGCUAGCUUUUGUUCAAAUGCAUUUGUCACAAUAAAUUUGUCACAAAUUCAUCACCUUUACACGAGCAAAAUAUCUUUGACAUUUCCUCGUAUAAACGGGCUUUAAGCACUGUAAAGGUAGACUUUGUGUUAAUAUCACAAUGAAAUGCAUUUAAUAUUAUUUUUAUUUUUUGUGUUUUAAAUAAUUGUUGCUAAUGUUUGGCAGGCAUAAUUAUUUAAAAUAAUACAAUUUAUCAGUUAUGUCUGACAGUUUGUUAU
Paramuricea clavata is the source of this 1944-nucleotide messenger RNA. The record is from the annotation of a GenBank genome assembly. NCBI's taxonomy places the organism in Eukaryota, Metazoa, Cnidaria, Anthozoa, Malacalcyonacea, Plexauridae.